CCGCGCGCACGACCCCCGCUGGGCCCAGCCUGGGGGCAGCCUCUGGGACCCGAGCCCCCCGCGCGGACGGUCCGCGGGCCCGGAGCCCCGCCGUGACCUUGCGGGCCUGUCUCUUGCCCGGCUUCGUUCCCCGCCUCGGAAGCCCUUCCCAGCCGCUGCGUCACUCAUUUCCAUGCGGGUCUGAAGUUGGGGGCCCCUCUUCGUCCCCCGGGCCCUGCUGGUCUCGGCGUCCUAACCGCUGCGGAGAUUCCCGUCUGGCUCCGUAGCCUUGACCUGGUGGCUGCGCCUCAGUUAUCCCUUAAGCACGAUGCCAGCGCCCACCCCGGGGGUUCUGGUGACCUGUGAGUACGGCAUGGUGCGUGUGGUCUCUGAGACGGGGGGCCCCAAAGGCAAGGACUACUGCAUCCUUUACAACCCACAGUGGGCACACCUGCCACACGACCUCGGCAAGGCGUCUCUCCUACAGCUGCGGGACUGGACGGCCUCCAUGCUCUGCUCCCCGUCGGACCUCCCGGCCAAAGGCUUUAGCAACCAGAUCCCUCUGGUGACGCGGGGGAACUGCACCUUCUACGAGAAAGUGCGACUGGCCCAGGGCAGCGGGGCACGCGGGCUGCUCAUCGUCAGCAAGGAGACCCUGGUCCCCCCAGGAGGCAACAAGACACAGUAUGAGGAGAUUGGCAUUCCCGUGGCCCUGCUCAGCCACAAAGACAUGGUGGAUAUUUUCAAGAGUUUUGGCCGAGCGGUGAGGGCAGCACUGUACGCCCCCAACGAGCCUCUGUUGGACUACAACAUGGUCAUCAUCUUCAUCAUGGCCGUGGGCACCGUCGCCCUCGGGGGCUACUGGGCCGGGAGCCGGGACGUGAGGAAAAGGUACAUGAAGCACAAGCGGGACGACGGGCCCGAGAAACAGGAGGACGAGGCCGUGGACGUGACGCCCGUCAUGACCUGCGUCUUCGUGGUCAUGUGCUGCUCUAUGCUGGUGCUUCUGUACUAUUUCUACGACCAUCUGGUCUACGUCAUCAUUGGGAUUUUCUGCCUGGCCUCCUCCACUGGCCUCUACAGCUGCCUUUCACCAUUGGUCCAAAGGCUGCCGUUUGGCAAAUGCAGGGUCCCCGACAACAACCUGCCCUACUUCCACAAGCGCCCUCAGGUCCGCAUGCUGCUCCUAGCGCUGUUCUGUGUGGCCGUCAGCGUGGUGUGGGGUGUUUUCCGGAACGAGGACCAGUGGGCCUGGAUCCUUCAGGACGCGCUGGGCAUUGCCUUCUGUCUCUACAUGCUGAAAACCAUCCGCCUCCCCACUUUCAAGGCCUGUACACUGCUGCUGCUCGUGCUGUUCGUCUAUGACGUCUUCUUCGUGUUCAUCACGCCCUUCCUGACCAAGAGCGGGAACAGCAUCAUGGUAGAGGUGGCGACUGGUCCCACGGACUCAGCCACGCAUGAGAAGCUGCCCAUGGUCCUGAAGGUGCCCAGGCUGAACACCUCGCCACUGGCCCUAUGUGACCGGCCCUUCUCCCUCCUCGGAUUCGGGGACAUCCUGGUCCCAGGGCUGCUCGUGGCAUACUGCCACAGGUUCGACAUCCAGGUACAGUCAUCCAGGAUCUACUUCGUGGCCUGCACCAUUGCCUAUGGCAUCGGCCUCCUGGUGACGUUCAUGGCCCUGGCCCUCAUGCAGCGCGGCCAGCCAGCCCUCCUCUACUUGGUGCCCUGCACACUGACGACCAGCGGCGCCCUGGCCCUGUGGCGCCGGGAGCUGGGCAUGUUCUGGACGGGCAGCGGCUUUGCGAAGGACAUACCUCAGCCUUCUUGGGCACCGGCCGCAGCUCAGGGCCCACAGCCUCCAAAAGAGUCCGAGGCCACGCUGUCCCAACAGCCUCCGGGUGAAGCACAGGUCAUGCCUGCCCUGCCUGCCGAGCAGCCUCCAGAACUGACCAAGCCCAAGGACAUAGCUGCCGCACCUGGACCCCAGCCCUGCUCCCAGCUCACGUGGCUGCUGCACGCCCCUCGGACCACCGACGUUGCCGUCCCAUGACUCCAGCCCCGUCAUCUUUCUGGUGGGAGUCUCUUGGUGGAAUCUCAGAAGGGGCAGGAAGUGUCACCUCACCCGCCGAUGGCUGCAGACCCGCCACAUUGGUGCUUAGCCACACGGCUGCUUCCUCCAGGUCCCCUAAAGACACCUUGCCCUGGGCAGGGGGGCGAGGUGUCUGCCCCGAAGCCGAAGCCGUGGCUUUCCCUCUGCGGUCCAGCUGGUCCAGUGCCGAGAGCCCAGGUCCCAGAGGUGUGGACUGGGCCAUCAGCCCAGCUGGCGGGGGCCGAACCUGCCUCUGGGUUGGUAGUGGGCCCAUGAGGAGGGGGAGCUGGGCUGAGGGCUGCCAGCAAGGCUGGCAGUACGUGGGCAGCGCUGUCGGGCCCAGCCCUGAGCCUGGUCCCUCCAUCAGCCCUGGGGGCAUUGGCACCUGUGCUCCAUCCAGUCCCUCCAUGUCUUAAUAAACUGCCACGACUUUCUGAAA
Rhinolophus ferrumequinum (greater horseshoe bat) is the source of this 2507-nucleotide messenger RNA. RefSeq names its product signal peptide peptidase like 2B (gene SPPL2B). Gene Ontology annotation, molecular function: aspartic endopeptidase activity, intramembrane cleaving. Gene Ontology annotation, cellular component: cytoplasmic side of endoplasmic reticulum membrane; Golgi-associated vesicle membrane; lysosomal membrane. Lineage: Eukaryota; Metazoa; Chordata; Mammalia; Chiroptera; Rhinolophidae. The transcript has 16 exons. Gene Ontology annotation, biological process: membrane protein proteolysis. The record is from RefSeq and is a predicted model, not a curated record. The coding region runs from base 308 to 2029 and encodes 573 amino acids.